UGUGAUUGUCGCACUUCUCUUCAGUCGGGAGAGAAAAAGAAAGACGACGAGACCGUCGACAGCCUAGGUCCUUUAGAGAAGGGACAAGUUCGCAACGAAGCCCUGCGGGAACUGAGGGUGGAGCUGAGCAGGAAGCACGGGGCAGGAGAGUUGGACAGCUUCGCUCUUUACCUGUACGGAGUGGUGCUGAGGAAACUGGACCUGCUGAAGGAGGCCGUUGAGGUGUUCGUUGAGGCAAUCCAUGCACUUCCGUUUCACUGGGGAGCCUGGCUGGAGCUCAGCAACCUGGUCACCAAUAUAGAAAUGCUGCGGUCCCUGUCUUUACCUGAGUGUUGGAUCAAAGACUUCUUCAUGGCCCACAUGUACACCGAGCUGCAGAUGAUCAAAGAGGCGCUGCAGAAGUACCAGAGCCUCAUCAAGGCGGGGUUCUCUAAAAGCACCUACAUCAUCUCUGAGAUCGCCGUGGCCUACCACAACAUCAGAGAUAUCGACCAGGCUCUGGCCAUGUUUCACGAACUGAGGAAUCAGGAUCCGUUCCGCAUCGACAACAUGGACACGUUCUCCAACUUACUCUACGUGAAGAGCAUGAAGCCAGAGCUGAGCUACUUGGCCCAUAACCUGGUGGAGAUUGACAAGUACAGGGUGGAGACGUGCUGCGUCAUCGGUAACUACUACAGCUUACGCUCUCAGCACGAGAAGGCCGCGCUGUACUUCCAGAGGGCGCUCAAACUCAACCCUCGGUGCCUGGGGGCCUGGACUCUGAUGGGCCACGAAUACAUGGAAAUGAAAAACACCUCGGCUGCCAUCCAGGCCUACAGACACGCCAUUGAAGUGAACAAGCGGGACUACAGAGCCUGGUACGGCCUGGGUCAGACCUACGAGAUCCUCAAGAUGCCUUUUUACUGUUUGUACUAUUACAGAAAGGCUCAUCAGCUCAGACCAAACGACUCCCGUAUGUUAGUGGCACUCGGUGAAAGCUACGAGAAACUGUCGCAGCAGGUGGAAGCCAAGAAGUGUUAUUGGAGAGCGUACUCUGUUGGAGAUGUAGAGAAAAUGGCUCUGCUGAAGUUAGCAAAGCUUCAUGAACAACUGAAUGAGUCGGACGAUGCUGCUCAGUGUUACAUGCUCUACAUCCAAGACAUUUUCUCCUGUGGGGAACAGUUGGAGCACGCCGAGGUGAGCACGGCCCUGCGGUACCUGGGUCAGUACUAUUUCAAGAACAAACUCUACGAAGAGGCGUCGCUGUGCGCUCAGCGCUGCUGCGAUUACAACGACGCCCGUGAGGAGGGAAAAGCCUUGUUGAGGCAGAUCUCACAGGUCCGGGAUCAGAUCGAGACGCCGUCGACGGAUCUGUUCGCUCCGCUCUCCAACAACACUCCAGCCAGGAGAGUAUCUCCUCUCAACCUCAUCUCCUUCACACCAUGACACACACUGCUGCCAUCACGGGCCGUUCACUGGAGAACUGGGCCUGUGAUGGUGCGAUUUGUUCUGGGACAUUUAAGAGACUGGGUCAACCUGUGUUUGAGGGAUUGACCCCUGGGUCAACACACACACCUACACACACCUGCAGCUGUUGUUGUUGUUGUAAAUAUACAGGUUAAAGGAUUCGGUAGGUUGUGAAUUAGACAAACUCUGGAUUUUUGGAAUGCAUUUUGUAAAAGCAAAGAGACAGAUUUUCAAGUAUUUAAUGUCUGUGGACAAAAUGUACAAAAUAAUAAAAAAAGAGAAGAAGAACAGACAUGCAGUGCAGAGGAAAGACACACGGAAUUAUUUACAGACGCAAAACAAAACGGUAGCAUCUCUGCGGUGAAGUGGGGGUGACACACACGUUACACACACACACACGUGUUAAAACAUCUCACGCUCUCGUCACUAGUCCAAGUAAAAACAACACAUUUGAAUGAACAACAUUGCAUAAAGAAAUGUGUAGAAAAGGCAGUAAAUAUAUAGUUUGUUAAUCCACACGUAUUCAUUUGGUAUCAGUGGUGAAAAAAAAAAAAGUUAUAAAGUGAACAGGAAGGAGUCUGUAAGUGGAGAGAGAACUGUGUACCUCAGGAAUGGGAGUAUUUUCAAACAGUAUAAAGUAUUUUUUUACAUAU
Cynoglossus semilaevis (tongue sole) is the source of this 2099-nucleotide messenger RNA. RefSeq names its product CDC23 (cell division cycle 23, yeast, homolog) (gene cdc23). Gene Ontology annotation, cellular component: anaphase-promoting complex. The transcript has 13 exons. Lineage: Eukaryota; Metazoa; Chordata; Actinopteri; Pleuronectiformes; Cynoglossidae. The annotation marks the transcript as partial. Gene Ontology annotation, molecular function: protein binding. The record is from RefSeq and is a predicted model, not a curated record. Gene Ontology annotation, biological process: cell division; anaphase-promoting complex-dependent catabolic process; protein ubiquitination.